Pteronotus mesoamericanus is the source of this 4824-nucleotide messenger RNA. It is a transcript of the gene CNIH1, whose product is annotated as cornichon family member 1. Gene Ontology annotation, cellular component: endoplasmic reticulum membrane; COPII-coated ER to Golgi transport vesicle. Gene Ontology annotation, biological process: endoplasmic reticulum to Golgi vesicle-mediated transport. Bases 130 to 564 code for a protein of 144 amino acids. NCBI's taxonomy places the organism in Eukaryota, Metazoa, Chordata, Mammalia, Chiroptera, Mormoopidae. The transcript has 5 exons. The record is from RefSeq and is a predicted model, not a curated record.
GGCGUGUUGGCGGCGGCGGCGGCGGCGGUCUUGGCUGUGGCCUCGGGAAGUGAAUGGUUUUACCCAGCGGGCCCUGCGUUGCCUUUCUCCGCUGGCACGGGCGCUCCUCCCUACUCCUCCUUCCCGGCCAUGGCGUUCACGUUCGCCGCCUUCUGCUACAUGCUGGCGCUCCUUCUCACCGCCGCACUGAUCUUUUUCGCCAUCUGGCACAUUAUAGCAUUUGAUGAGCUGAAGACUGAUUACAAGAAUCCUAUAGACCAGUGUAAUACCCUGAAUCCUCUUGUACUCCCAGAGUACCUCAUCCAUGCUUUCUUCUGUGUCAUGUUUCUUUGUGCAGCAGAGUGGCUUACACUGGGUCUCAAUAUGCCCCUCUUGGCAUAUCAUAUUUGGAGGUAUAUGAGUAGACCAGUGAUGAGUGGACCAGGACUCUAUGACCCUACAACCAUCAUGAAUGCAGAUAUUCUAGCAUAUUGUCAGAAAGAAGGAUGGUGCAAGUUAGCUUUUUAUCUUCUAGCUUUUUUUUACUAUCUAUAUGGCAUGAUCUAUGUUUUGGUGAGCUCUUAGAACAACACACAGAAGAAUUGGUCCAGUUAAGUGCAUGCAAAAAGCCACCAAACGAAAGGAUUCUAUCCAGCAAGAUCCUGUUUCCAAGAGUAGCUUAUGGAAUCUGAUCAGUUACUUUAAGAAAUGACUCCUUAUUUUUUAAAGUUUCCACAUUUUUUGCUUGUGGAAAGACUGUUUUCAUAUGUUAUACUCGGAUAAAGAAUUUAAAUGGAAUUACGUAUACAUUAAUAUAAAAUGAUUACCUCUGGUGUUGACAGGUUUGAACUUGCACUCUUUAAGGAACAGCCAUAAUCCCUUGAAUGAUUGCAUUAAUAAUUGACUGUCCUUAGUCCAUUGGAAGCUUUUGUUUAUAGGAACUUGUAGGGCUCAUUUUGGUUUUAUUGAAAUGCCGUCUAACUACAAAUUAGCUGUAGAUACCAGGUGCUUCUGAGGAACUGAAAAUAUAUAUCUGAUCUGUGGGAAACUUCACGGGUUUCCUCAUCUAUCAUGUAGAUGAUUAUAUAUGGAUACAUUAAAAAAAUAAGAAGAGUGGGAUUUUUUUCCCUUUGACUUGAAUAUUAUCCCUGUAUAUUGCAUGAAUGAGAGAUUUCCCAUAUUUCCAUCAGAGUAAUAUACUUGCUUUAAUUCUUAAGCAUAAAUGAAUAUGAUAUAAAAACAUAUGCUGAAUUACUUAUGAAGAAUGCAUUUAAAACUAUUUUAAAUGUGUUUUAAUUUGUAAGACAUUACUUAUUAAGAAAUUGGUUAUUAUACUUACUGUUCUAACCUGGUGGUAAAGGUAGUCUUAAGAAUUUGCAAGUACUUUAGAUUUACAGAACUGAAUGAAAGAGAACAUUGUAUUACCGUCCUGCUGUUCCUUUAGUGCAAUACAAUAAAACUCUGAAAUUAAGACUUACUUUCAGUGCAUUGUUUUAAAGAUUACAAACAGCAAUUUCAUUAACUUGCUUAAUCCAUAUUAAAGGCAUUUUACUGUCAAUUUUUAAAGUAAUACAGUAUUACAUUGUUUUUUAAUACCGCAUCAGGGUCUAAAAAGAUUUUUACAUGACUAAGCACAUCACCUUAUAUUGUCGCUUGUGAGGAUCCAUAACCACUGAUGGCACAGCAUCGUCAUUUUUCUUACCAAUAUGAAAAAAUGGUGGCACUAUAAAUGUUCUAAGUUUUUUUUCCUUUUUCAAACAGGUUUUAAGAUAAAAUGAUUUAAUUUUCGCUGCUUCUUGUAAGGCAGGUAAAUUAUGGCUUGCAUGUUUUCAUAAGCAUUUUUGUUCUUUAUUUAUGAUGAGGAAGUUAAGGCAAUUGAAAAUAGUGUAAGUAGUUCAGAAGUUUCUUAGACAAAGGAUCAAAGAAUGAAAACCAGUAUAUGGAAGUUGCACAUAAUGAUCAAAGGAGUUUAUGGAUGUCUCUGUAGAAGUCUUACUCUUAAGAACCUGUGACAUAUAAGAAUUAGAUGCUGUUUCGCUAUUAGUGAAAAAUUUGAGAGAGUAACUUACUGUUUUGAGAUUGGGUAUAUUGAAGAAGAGGAUGUAGAACCAGGAGAAUGGGAAGAGUCAAACCAUUUCAUAAUGAGGGAAGCUUUAAAGGUCUUGUAUUUUGUAGUCUGGAGAACACCGUGGAUCUGACUGUUCGUCAGUUCAUGCAGUAAAGUAUUUAUUGGGCACCUCCUAGGCACUGCAAAUUCAUGCUCUGAAUGUGAGCAGUCAUUCAGUUUCUGAUCCACCUAACUAUAUCUGUACCCACUCCUGAUUUUUCUUUCUUGUUUGCAACUACUUUUGAUCCUGAGAGACCUGCCAAAGUCUAUCCACCAGAUAGAUUUCCUGGGGCUUUCAUGAUCCUGUCAAACUAUUUUCACAACCUUUAUAAGUUUUGGCAUACACCUUUUUAAUAAUGUUUUCCAGAAUAUUCUCCAGGAUUAAUGCAAGGUUUACUGUUUGCGAUUUGUAGAAGCCACCUUCUCAUGCUUCGAAAAUUAGAUAUGUAGGCUGUGGCAGGGUAGCUCAGUUGGUUUGAUCCCUGGUCAGGGCACAUAUAAGCAGCCAGUGAAUAGGUAGAACAACAAAUCGAUGUUUCUCUAUAUCUCUCUCCAAUCAAUAAAAAAAUAAAAAAAAAAUAACUAGGUAUGUAGUCUUUAGCUAAUUCCUUAAAAAUGAUUGACAGGUUUACCCAUCGCGGUGGUAGGUUGUUAGUUGUUAGGCAUGUAAGUGAUUAGAACAUUGAGUACUUGGAUGGUCUCAUAUCUACUUAUCUUUCCCUUUUCUAGUUCUUCUAGUGUUUUAUGCAGUUAAAUCCCCCAUGAGAGAAAGCAGAAACAAAACACUUGCAUUUGACAAUAUCCCAUUAACUUUUCCUUGCUCUGAAUUUGUGUCCCCCACCCCUGUUAAUGUUUUUGGAAGGCCAUGGCCUUACUUGUAUCAUUCCUGCAGGUCCAGCUGAGGCAUAGGUAGCCUGGGCUGUAAUCUUUUCUAGCUUACAUUAAAUUGCUUACCCUGCAGACAGCUGUUUAUUUAAUAAUUUUUGUCCUCUUGUUACAAUUACUUUUGAUAUUACGAGCUUUAAGAGGUUUCUAACUCUCAGAAACCAUUAGUGUAACACUGUGGUUUAUACUUAUACUAAUAGCUCUUUAUUUCUAUGGGAACUAUAGAUUCUCCUGAGUUAGAAAUCUUAUAUAACAGAUGUAGUCUAUUUAGCAGCUAUUCUGUUUAGUCAUAAUACUAUAUCAUGGCAAUAUGUCCCUUUAGUACUAAAAAGGUGUAGGGGUGGAACUUACUUGAAUGCCAAUAUCUGAAUUUUCUUAAUGACAGUUGAUGAUUUUCAGUGCUUAAUGGAUUUCUUUACCCACUAUCCCUAGGUAGAGGAGAGUCGGCUCCCAGGUUGUAGACAAACUGCUACUUCGUUUGAAAUUCCAAUUAUUUUCCAUGCGAAGGGAGUGUGAUAGGAAAUGGCCAGACAGUCCACUUUUGCCAUGUAUUAGGUAUUGGUAAAGCGUCUGAGAAACAUCAUGCUUUGUACCAUGAACUGUCAGGCCUACCAGUCAGGUUCGGAUACGCUGAUAAUGGUCUUGCACAAAACAACAAAGUAGGUGGCAGAUUGCAGUGUGUUUCUCUCUUAAAGCCUGUUUGGUAUCUUUCAUCUUAAGAGCCACUUACGCUGAUAGCUCUCCUAAGAGCUUCUCUCUGCUCCCCACAUCAACAAGCUUUGGAAAAAAGGAAGGUAUUUGUGUAAAAAGAAAAGAAAGAUGUAGGUAUACUUUGAAACUAGAAAAAUACUUUCUUUGGUACGUCUCUUUUCCUCCAGUUAUGUUUAUGAUCGGUGUUAUGAUCAGCUGUGGUGCAAAUGAUGACUUGUCUUUUUACCGCCUGCAGGGCACUGGGCUUGUCCUGGGUGUGGCAACAUCACAGCAUUGUGAUGUACUCAGCCCAUUCAAAUAAUGAUCUGUAUUUUAAAAGUACUCAUCUGAGUUUACUUAUCUAAAUGAUUUAACACCCACAAAUGUGCAUCUCAAUCAGUUGUACAGUAUAAUUGUAAAUUAGAAAUUCUGGUAUCAAAAGUAAUUUAAAACAUUCUUUUCAAAGGGGAAAGAUAAAAAUACUGAUACCAUGUCUAGUAUUGUUCAUAAAAGCACUCAUAUUCAUCCUUUUGGGGAACUAAUAAUGUUAGUCUCAAAUAUUGUAACUUAAUCUCUUUUGCUCAAACCAGUCAUUGAUCUGCAGUCAUACUAGCAGUAAACGGGCCUCUGGUACCGUUAUUACAGCUUAAAAGAUGAACUAAUACUCCGGGGUGACACCAAGACAAAAGAUGUGGUUCUUUAUUGCUGGAUAUGUUGAAUAGCUUUCUUAGAACAAUUUUGCUAAAGCUAAAUGUUGAAAGGGAAUAAACAACUCUGCUGCUUGUUCUGUUUGAUACUAACUAUAUAAGGUGAUUAAUCUGUGAGAUCAGUGUGAAGGUUUUAUCCUACAUUAUUCAUGCAAAUUUUGGCAGUGAAGAUGUAGUAAUAAGUAUCUUGACAUGGAAAAAAAUAAGUUAAUUUUAUUGUACGAUGCCUUUAAAAACAUUUGCAUUUCUUUGGUUACCAUGCUUAUGUAUUCAGAAGAAGAAAACUUUCUUGAUAGAUAGGUGAAUGGGUACCCUAAAACUGCUAAGAGAAACACAGAAUAUAAAUAGUUAGCCAUUUGUGCCCAUGGUUUGUUAAAAUCUAAGAUAACCUUAAAGGUGCUGUACACUGUUCAAAGAUGCCGCCCCAAGUAGCCCUGCCUUCUUAGAGCUUGCUUA